CCGAGAUUCGUCAAAAUUGCAGCAGCAAUCGAAUUUACCUUGCCUUGUCAAAUGAAUGACUCGCUCGCUUCCGGCCGAUACUACGUGCGACAUUUGCCGAAUUCGUUCACGGUGCCGUCGACGUCCGACCCAUCGGCUAUCAUCGGCUAUCGAAUUGCGCCGACAUAACCAAUCGUGAAAUCGAAAUUCCGAAUCGACGCGAGCAGCGAAUUUCGCUGUGCGACCGUCGCGAAACAGGAAGUGACGCAACGUCGCCUAUACACACAUAGCGCACACCACGGCGUCCGCGAUUCAAGAUGUCCGCAGUCUCGCGAUAGAACGCGUACCUUUUCGGGAGGUUCUGUCAAGGGAAGACAUUGCGGGACGACUUCUUAAACGCGAACAGCUCGAGCCGUUUGCUCGCUCGUGAAGAUCGUGAGAUUGACGGCGCGCGUCCGCUUGCCACCGGUUUGUCGCGGUCCCCGAGUGUACGACUUCUCGGGAGCGAUACCUAGAAGGGAAAGAGAGAGAGAGAGAGAGAGAGAGAGAGAGAAAGAGCGAGAGCGAGAAAGGCAGAACAGUACGGGAAUCGACAAGCGUCAAGAUUCUUGUACCGUGUCGUUUGCUGGCUUAUUGUGUCGCGUAAAACACGGGGAUCCCAUCGGAAUAGCCGAAUCGUCUCGCGAAAUCGCGCGAAUUAUCGUCGACAAUCGGUGAGAGUGGCGUGGAAUCGCAAAGCAAUUUGUCCACGCUUCCUGUUCACCGCAUCGCUGUUCAUCGUUGUAUCUCGACGGCGAGGCCAGAAUCCGCAUCGACGACGCUCUCGAUGUUGAUCUUGUCAUUGCGGGAGGCGACUUAGAAAUCCCGGAUUCCCGGGAACGAACGGACCGCAGCGCGUAGUAGCAAAUUUAUAGCAGAAAUGCAGUGGGUAUGAAUUUUAGGAAAAGUUAAGAUGUCAAGUGACAGUGAUUAUACUUGUCUGGUACGUCGUCAUACUCACAAACGCAAGAAAAUUGUCAUCAGUGAUAGUGAUAGCAGCGAUGACUCUUUUAUUGUACAAACUCGGAGGAAAAAGAAGAUACAUAGAGUCAUUAGCGAAGGAGAAAAUAGUAGUGAUGAUAGUGAUGUACCUAAACCUGUGAUUAGACGACAAACCCAUAGAGUUAUUAGUGAGGAUGAAUCUGAUUAUGAUAUUAGCGCAUCAGAGGCAAGCAAAUCCACUCAGAGUGAUAGUAGUAGCACAUCUGAAUGGCAAAGUGAUUGGAGUAGUUCUGAUGAAUUGAAUGAAGACUGUAAGAAACACAAUGCUAAGCAUAAAGUUUUAUCUAAAAUAAAGAGGGAGGAAGCUGGUAAACCUGGUCCUUCCUCAUCAUCCAAUGCCAAUGUCCACUCUGAUAGCAGUGAUGAACAUUCGGAGAAAUGUCCUAUAUGCCUACUGCCAUUUAGAAAACAGCAAGUUGGUACACCAUCUGCUUGUGACCAUUGCUUUUGUUUAGAAUGUUUAUUGGAAUGGAGUAAAAAUAUUAAUACUUGUCCUGUGGAUCGUCAAUCUUUCACUGUCAUUCAUGUUAGAGAUAAUCUUGGAGGCAAGAUCAUAAAACAUGUACCAAUAGAAAUUGUGCCACGCAUUGAAAAUCAAGCGCCAGAUGAUCCAACAUUUUGCGAAGUGUGUCAUCAAAGUGACAGAGAAGAUCGAAUGUUACUUUGCGACAAUUGUGAUCGUGGCUACCAUUUGGAAUGUUUAACACCUCCAAUGACUGCAGUUCCUAUAGAAGAAUGGUUUUGCCCAAAUUGUACAACUCACCCAAAUAAUAGAAUGUUUGUAACGCACUUUUUGCCAACUCUUAUGAUGUCACGACGUCCCGGUCGGCGUAUUCUUCAAUUCGGAAACAAUAGUCGUUUAGGCAUAUUUCGUACAAUAUUUCCUCAUAUUCGCCAUGAUAAUCGCAAUCGUAUUAGAUAUCUUCACGCUCGCACCCACGAAGUGCACGACCAUACUCCAGCAGACAUUCCCGAGCAAUUUAUCGAUCCGAAUAUACCAUCUACUUCAUCUGGCCUCGAAUCGAUUGGUGACAAUAGUCGAAGUCGUUCUCCAAACACUAGUUUAGAGGGUAAUGCUUCUUCGUCUACGCGCUCGAACAAAAAAUCCAAAACUAAAACAACGAAAAGAAAAAAAAGGAAGGUCAUGAAAAACUCCAAGAGAAGCAGCAAUAAUGUAGUUCGAGAGGUGCGAAUCACAGAAUUGAACGAUGAUGGCGAAGAGGAGGAGAUAGUAACGUAUGUCAAAGUCGCAUCAUCCACAUCGAGAAGGAAGUGUAAGAAAAGAACAAAGAAAACGCGCAAGAGGAGAAAACACAAACGACGAGCGCGUACUGUAGCAUCCAUGUUGGCUAGUAAACAUACAGUAAAAAGAAGAUUGGCCUUCACACUUGGUAUACAGAAGCCAAAAGUGCCGCAGUUUGUACCUACCAUGAAAAAUAACAUCUCUAUUCCUGAGAAAAGCGCUCUCAGCAAUGCCAGAUAUAACGCCGGCAUACCCCAAGUCAGUCUCUUCGGGAAUAAUUUGGGUAUAGAUUACAGUCCGCCUGGGUCGGACGACGACGACAAUGAAUAUUCCAUUGGAAACGGUCCAUUGAUAAAUGUACGGCAACGACGGUCGGCGGUACCAUCGAUCAGACGUCGUACUAUUUUAAAAACUAUCGCCAAUCCAAUCGAUGAAUCGGAGAAUGCGAGCACGAUGGAUUUGUUGAGUAGCAUAAUGAACAAUCAAGAGUUAUGGCAUUCGACCAAGAAGAAAGGUGACGUGAUCCUGAAGGCCGAUGGUACACUGGUGGUGAAUCCUGAUAAGGAGAAUAAACACAGCAUUAAUAAUAAUGAAAGUCCGAAGAAGGAGAAGCACGAUGAAGAGAAAGUUACGCGGCACAAGGAGGCGAAUCAUUUAAAGGUGGUAGACACACCGCUGGAUCUAUCUAACGUCAAUCCCAGUGAUAUAACACAGGCGCCAAUGUACAACAAUCCAUGUGGCGGCAGCGGCGGUGGUGGUGGUGGCAAUCGGGGCAACUUCCGGGGUGGCUAUAGUCGCGAUAACAGUGGCCGACACGGAGGGCAAAGCUACGGCAGCGGUCGCGAUUCGCUACCGCCAGGCGGUAGACACAAUUACGGCGGCGGAACCGGCAGUGGCGGUCCGCGGGACAACUUCGGGAACCGCGACUUUGGUCCGCCGUCGUUCUACAAUCCCAAUUUCGAGCACUGCGGCGGACAUCCCAUGUUCGGCGCCCACGCGCCGCCGCCGCCGUUCCGCAGCCGUAAUCCGCAACAUUUCCGAAACGAACGGUUGCGUUUUCCGCCGCCGCCACCGCCGCCCAUCGAGCGACCGUUUAAUUAUACGGACGGUGGUAAUAGCAGUUUUGAACCGAGAUUGCCGUUUCCGCACGCGACGGACCGAUUUCCCAGACCCAGGCCACCUCCGUUGGGCAUACCGCCUGCCAGUGGUUUACCCAUUGUACCGCCAAACAUGGCGCCAGAUCCCCUGAAUGUGCAAUCGCCGACACGCCUGCAUAAUAAUCUAUCUUCGGUCAAUUUGCCUGAGGACGCGAUGCGGAACUACCGGUCAUCCCCCGAGCAGAACGAUCGCAUUGUAAUGCCGGAACCUGUAGCCGCGCCGGCUACUACGCGCCAGGACAACGACGAUUGCGACAUCUAUUGUGACAUCGAGCCGCCAUCUAAGCCUGAGUGUGAGGUACAGGAGGAACUUCACAACAACGGUUCGAUGAUUCUCUUGCCACCACCAGAACCGCCGUCCGGCUUGUUAGAUUUUGAAGAAAACUCCAGAAGUGACAAAGAUAACGAUAGCGAGCAGGAGUUGGUGAUUGAUGACAGUCAUAAAGAAGACACACCGAAAGAUUUGCCGACGAGCGGUGACAAAUAUGAUCCAUUUGCCGCCGAUAGUGAUAGCAACGACGAUGCUGCUGCUUCGAUAGAUGAGAAGAUGGUGCUCGAGAAAGUACAAGUAUUGCGAAAUAGCCUGGACAGUCGUAACAUACCAAUGCCGGUUGCGCCAUUGUUGAGUUCCACGAGUUAUCCUUCGAUGCCAGCAGUUACGACUGCUGAAAACAGAGAACGGCCACAGGAACCUCUUCGGCUCACUGCGUACGAUGACGAUGACGACAAUGACUCUCAAUCAGAUUGUCCGAAUUUUUCCAUCUACUCAUCGCAGACUAUGGAUGUGGCCAGGCACACGGAACAGGAACUGUCGCAGCAGCUCGGACCGCUUCAACCACCGCCGUUACCGCCCAAUAUUCCCGAAGAUGAUGAUAUCAUCGUGGGGGAUAUCCAAGCAUGCGAUCUACCGGACGUGCCUCCCGAACCUGCUGAUCCUUAUCUCGAAGCGCUACAGAAAGAGCGACAAACUUUGAGUAAGAUACCACCGAAAAAGAUUUCGCAUGAUUCGCGUGGGAAAAUUACCUUCAAGAUCGGUUACAAACUGAGACUAAACAACCGACUGAGUGGGCUGCAUUCUGAUGAUCACAGUGUAAAUUCGCAGAAUGUGAGUUUUCAUCAGAAAAAAGCAGCGACGGCGGUGCCGCCGAUUGAUGACCAGCAGCAGCAAGAACGAGAUGGUGACAAGAAUGUCAAUCCGUCCAAAUCAACAAUGGAAUCCACAGCAAUAAAAUCGUCGAUAGCGAUAAACCAGUUGAUAGGACCACGGCUUGCAGAGGAGGACGAAAAGAAUAUUUUAACAGAAAUCGCUAUGCCGAGCUCGCUUAAAAAGAAGAAGCCACUUCAAUUUCCUAGUCAACAUGAGAGCGAAGAACUUGAUUCGGAGAGUUCGUCGAACGAGGAAGCAGCAAAGACGGACGAAACGAAAUCGAGAUGUAUCGAUGUUGCGUCGCCCACCAGAAAAGAAGAGGAAGACAGCGAACAGGAAACGUCACGAAUGGCAGCGACGUCAGAUGAAAAUAUUGCAGUCGCAGAGAGUACAGUGUUAUCCGCUUUUCGGUUAUCCCCAAGAAAGUUGGAUGAUGGUGAACUGAAUAUAGAAUGCAACUCGCAGGAUUUGGAAGGCGAUAAUGCAACAACGAGCAAGGCCGUAUUGAAUCAUUCGAACGAUGUAUUACGAGGCGAAGCAAGCGCGUGCGAUGACGACUCGCAGGAGCGGGAGUCAAGUAGCGAAGAUUAUGAUCGUUCGCCGAGCAGUAGUGGCAAACCUGCUAAAGUGGAUUGUGACGAUAAGGAUGAUGACGACAAAGCAUCGAGUGAUUCUAAUGAAGAUCCGAAUUCGUUGGAUCAGCGACAGGAGAAGGCGAGCUUCUCGAUGGAGACGAUAGUGGACGAUGAGAUCGAGCAAUUCCCGAUAGAAAAGGACAAAUUGGACGAGCUGCCUGCGCCGGUCGACAACAACUGGGACUCGGAUGGCGCUUAUACCCCUUGUAAAGACGAAUUACCUGUGAGAGAGGAGGGUGCGCAAGUAUCGGAACGACGUGCAGCGUCAUUUGAGGUCGGUUUAGAGCCGAUCACUCCAACGAAAGAUAGAACGAAUGAUGACCUUGACGAUUGUAGAACACCGCUAACGGGUUACGCCGAAUUAGGAACCGAGGCCAUUUCCGAGACCGAUGAGGCAAUAAAUUUCGAGGAGGAAUUAAACGCUUUGGCUUUACGCAAAGAGAAAGAGAUGGAGGAUGGUGAAAUAUUGGAUGAGAGCAAACUAAAUGCGAAGGAACGCGAAAAAUCCAAGGAAGAGAAAGAAGAAGAAGAUAGCAAAAGGAAGAAGAAGAAGGAUAAGAAAGAAAAAAGCAAAGAAAGUACGGAAAAGAACAAAGAAAAUAUUUCGUCGGAUAAUCUGGUCGCAUGGAAAAAGCUCUCGAAGAGCACGAAAGAAAGACCGUAUCGCGACAAGGACAAACGAUCCAAGUCGAAGGAGAAAGAGAAGGAUAAAGAUAAGGAUAAGUCUUCCAAGAAAAAAACAAAAGAGAUAGGUAAAAAGAAGGAGAAAAGAAAGGAGCUUCCGCGAUACGACGUGAGGAAAAUCGUGGCCGAAAAACCGUCUCGACCGAGAAAAGAUGAAUAUGGUAGAGAUAUCAGAGAGAAGUCGCGAAGUAGAUCAAGAAGUCGCUCGUCGGACAAGAUUCGAUCUGGCUCAAGGGAUCGACGGAGUCGAUCAUACUCGAAGGGACGAUCCAGGAGCAGAUCUCGUCUUCGAUUGUCCUCCUGGUCGAGAGAUCGCGGUCGAUCAUAUUCUAGAUCUUGCCGUUCAAUCUCACGCAAGAGAUCAUCAUCCCGUACAAAACGGAAGACUUCGCGAAGACGAUCCGUUUCGCGUAGACGAUCUCUAUCGAGACGACACUCGGUUUCUCGAAGACGAUCGCGAUCACUAUCGCGUAAGCGACAACGAUCGCUGUCACCCAGGCGACGAUCCAGGCGGUCGUUAUCGAGGUCACGCGAUAAACGGAAGGAUAAGACAAAAAAAUACAAGUCACGUAGUCGUUCGAGAAAUCGCAAGAGAUCACGUAGUAAGUCACCGAAGAGAAUGUCAUCCAAGUCGCGCGAGAAGAAACACAGCAAGAGAAAGGUACAUAGCCGAUCCCGAUCGAAGGGUAGAUCAAUCUCUCGAGAUCGGGAUCGCAAUAGAAAUUGGGAUCAACUGAAUGAGAAAAGCGUAGACCACGAGCAGCAGUUUCCACGUGAGCGAGAGGAGCACGAGCGUUCAUGGAGCGCGCAAUGGACACCGUCUUGGUCGCGAUCGAGAUCUAAAACGCCACCGCACAUUCAACAAGAGCAAAUUGGAUCGCGCAACUGGUCGCCACCGCCCGUGCUAAAUAGCGUAUCGCCGAAGAACUUGACCGUCAUACUAACAAACAAAGAAGCGAUAAAAAAGAAGAAAAAAGAACGCCGAAAAGAAAGCCGUAAGUCCAAGGAGAUGGAAAAGCGGCGGAAGAGCAAGCGCAACAGAACUCCGCCACCAUCCAAGGAAGUAUUCGCUAGCGGUGAUAACAUAUUAGUAAGUGUGUGCUUUAACAAGGAUAAUGAGACGAAUCCGAUAAAUACGCCGGAAUUGCCUCAAACUAUUCCUUUGGUGCCACCGAUAAAACGCCGACGAAGAGAGUCAGUUCAGACAGAAUCCUCCGUACCUUCUGCGAAGCGAGCGAAGAAGGAGAAAACGAAGGAUAAACGAUCCAAAUCGCCUAAGAUAAAGAAAGACAAGAAGAAGAAAUCCAAAGCAGCAGAGAUCGCGGCGACGAAGAAACCCGUGGCUGUCAUCGAUCUGGAUCAAUCGCCGUUCCGUGAGCAAACGCCAUCACCGCGUGAUGUUAUUGUGCUGAGCGACGACGAUGACAAACAAGCGCAGGAAGCGCUCGCUGCGUCGCCAGAGCAGUGCCCGCCAUCACAAGCGUCACCUCCGCGCGAACAAUUUGUCUCGCAGGGCCCAAAGACGCCGCCGGAGCCGCAGAUCAAAUUCUCUAUAAACAAGCAACCCAGCAAUCUCAGACCGUCCUUAAUAAAUCCGCUACUGGAAGAAGAAGAGGAAGAAGAAGAAGAGGAGGAAGAGGAAGAAGAAAUGAUAGACGAGCGAGUCGAGGAAGAGCUGGAAAUGCGGGCACAAGAGGAACUAGAGCUACGUCUAAAGAUUGGGCCUAACACACCCCCUGAACCGCCCACGUCUCCACCGACUUCGCCGGAUGCGUAUGAUCCUUUCGAUCCGACCAAGUCUCGAUCUCCGACACCUGAUGCGAGUCAAGAGGCUACGCCGAAUGACGAUCGCGAUCGCGCUCAGCGCAAUUCGCCGAGAAAGCAUGACGGAACAGUGGACACUCCGUUGCCGUUGGACGAACCGAAUCAACAGCAGGAUCAGUCCAAUCAGGAGAAGCCGAUUGAGAAACCAAAGAUAAUAUCAAUGGUGACUAUCAAACGACCAUCACCGCAAAGGGAUGUCUCUGCGUCUUCUCCUGUGCCGGAGAAUCAAACUGAUAUAGCUCAAUCGUGCAACAGUCCUCCUUCCAAGACUCAGCAAAAUCCGCAAUCGAAUGUGCAAUCAACCGCCAAUCCGUUCGCUACCAUUAAUCCUGUGCUAGCAACGGUGGCGGCCGCGGUGCAGAGAAGCUUCAAUACUAGCACAACUAACACCACGCAGAGAACAUUGUUACAGUCUAAUCGUAUCUCGCCAAGCAAUCAGAUGAAACAACGUACAAACGACAGGCCGCAGCUUCCUAAUGUAUUUGCAAAUUCUGCAAAGUCAUCCACCAUGGGACGAUCUUCCAAAUCCACCCAGGGUAAAAAUAAUUCGACGAUAGGUCAGAAUGGCAGCGACGCGCCCAUGGAUAUGACGAAUGACAACGUCAUCGAUAUGUCGUCGCCAUAUUCACCGGGAUCGACCCUGAGCGACGGUCUCUUCGAUCCACCUAGCCCCGCCAACUUUAAUAACUCGCCCAUUGCAAAUGCACCACCUCUAUCAACCACUACUAAAACAACUACGCCGAAGGUUAACAAGAGCGUGGAGAAAAAGGACGCUUUCGAUGCACUAUUCGGUGGAAUACUGCCUCCCGUUAAAACUACAACCAAGAAUAAAAGCAAAAAAGUCGCCAAGGAAAAGCCGAAAAAGUGUACCAAUCCUAAAAUUGGCGUACGUAUGGACGAAAAUCAGCUCCAAAUCCUGGACGAUCUACCUAGUUCUGCUGUGGAAAUGCAAGUCAAGGACAAGUUUCUUAAGAAAUUAAACCGGCAAGAGAGAGUAGUGGAGGAAGUGAAAUUAGUUCUCAAACCCCAUUACACCAAAAAACAUGUGACAAAAGAAGAAUACAAAGAUAUCAUGCGUAAAGCUGUACCUAAGAUAUGCCAUAAUAAAACAGGCGAAAUCAAUCCUAAAAAGAUAGCGCACCUAAUAGAAGCAUAUGUAAAAAAAUGUCGAAACAACAAGAAGAAGACUUCUUCUGCCAAGAUAACAAAACCUACGAAAACUCUAUGGAGUUGAUCACGUAUUGGCAAUCCUAGCGCAUUAGAAAUUUCUUCAUCGUUAGGCGCCUCUUCUUAAACCUUAAAACAUUCUAUCUUCUGAGUGGUAAGUGAAUCAGCAAGGUAUAUACAUAUAUACUGACGAGCGCAACAUGUAUUGUGUGUACAUACAUAAUUCAUUAUAAUUGUAUAAGCGUAAUAUUUUUAUUUAUCUGUUUACAUAUGAGAGAGAGAAAGAACGAACGAAUGAAUGAUUGAGCAAGUAAAGAUUCGUAUGAGUAAUUGCUAUUAUUAAUAUCCAUAAAUAUUAAACGUUUAAACACGUUUGCGAAGGCGCUCGACUAUGUGUGUGUGUGUGUGUGUGUGUAUGUACGAUCUUUGUCCGAAAAUAGCCGUGCAUUAUUGCGGUGCCUCCCAAAUUCGGAUUCGAAGAUCUCGAUCAACGAUCUUUAAAUUAGGAAAUAUAAUAGUGUACGAUAAUCAUAUUUAGAGAGUGUGAGAUUGUAAUCCAGAGAAGAACAGAAGAAUGCUCAAAAGCAAUUCGAGUCGCUAUAUACGGGAGAGAAAAUAGAUAGCCAGCUAUGUAUUUUCCCAACAUCUGCACUGUAAAAUUAAUAGAUUCUUAAACUUAUUAUUAUACAUAAGUAAAUAUGGCCUGUUUCAUCAAAGCCUUUUUCAUACGAGUUUAUUUCGAUAAGCAAGAUAUACGGUAACUUGAUUACUACUAUAUUUAUACUCUGUAAACGGAUGAUUUCACACAUACACAUACAUAUAAUGCACAUGUUUUUAUUGAUCAGCAAAUUCAAUGUAAAUAUAAAUCAUAUAUAAAAUUGUCAUCUUCGUAUGUGAAUUUGAGUUUAGCUUGUAUUUGCCUUUGACUCAAGUUGUCUGUUAUUCCAAGGGGAUGUUUUUAUAUUACGUUUUAACGCCGCAAAAAAAUUGUAGAACAUCGAAAUCUCUCUUUAUGAUUUGUUCCAUUUAUAUAUUUCAGAAAAAAAGGAAUGUACUGUCUUGUGAAUGCCAUAAACCAUAUUUACGUUUCAUGUUUAGCAUCGAAUACGGUUGUAUAAUUCACGGCUCAAGUAAUGAUUAAUUAUAUAUUGCAUUAUACGCACACAUACACACGCACGCAGAGACACAUGCAAUGAUAUAAUAUUAAUGAAAUACAGAUCCAUGUUGAAAGUUGAGCACGUGAGACGUGUGUAUGUUUACCUGUGCAUGUAUUUCUAAGAAGAUAGGAUGCGAUCACCGUAAAAUAUCCACUUUUUGAAAGGCACUUGAUGUUUCAAAAUGCAAAAUGUGUAAUGCGUUGAAAUAGAAAUGUAAUCGUCAAUCGUGAGUUUUUACGCCGAUAGUAAAAUAUUAUAAACAGCGUACAUGCGCUAUGAUUAAAACUUUUUUGCAUAUAAAAGUCAACCGAGUACAGUGUAUGUCCGUUUUAAAGAUUAAUACAUGGUGUAUUUCUUUAACUGAUAAAAAUAUAAAAUUAAUUCUAAAACAUAAUAAAAAGAAAAAAAAAAGAAAAAAUUGAUCAUCUACUUCAUGUUUUAAAGAAGCAAUUGUGUAUAUUGAUAAUGAAAACGGGCAUUCUCUGUGGAAAUCUUAAUAUUGAAGAGCAUUGUUGUGUUAUAUAAAUAUACAAAUACACAUUUAAUGCUAGCUACAACAUGUAAAAUUCUGUUGUACAUUUUAUAACCGAAUUGUAUGCUCAUGUCGUACAAAACACGUAUGUGGAUAAGUUUUAUACUUUUUAUGCGUAAUAGCGGAAAUUGCAUCCUCUUUGGAACAUAUACAUAUGUAUAUGCAUAUGACACUGUGGCUGAUGAAUUUGAGCGAAAUAUGUGACGAUCUUUAUCAUAGAAUAUUCAGUAAAACGAUGUUAAAUCUAUGUCCUUCGGUACGUUCGAGAAAAGCUCGUUAAUUCUUGUGUGUAUGAACUCUCUUUUGUACUAAAUAGUACUGUACAUAAACGAAAGAAGAAUAAAGAGUUUAAUAUUAUCAAA
Molecule: messenger RNA, 10928 nt
Organism: Cataglyphis hispanica
Lineage: Eukaryota; Metazoa; Arthropoda; Insecta; Hymenoptera; Formicidae
Gene: PHRF1
Exons: 14
Coding region: 932-8944 (2670 amino acids)
Source: RefSeq, a predicted model, not a curated record